Molecule: messenger RNA, 537 nt
Organism: Entamoeba invadens IP1
Lineage: Eukaryota; Evosea; Mastigamoebida; Endamoebidae
Exons: 1
Coding region: 1-537 (178 amino acids)
Source: RefSeq, a predicted model, not a curated record
AUGAAGUCUCAGUAUACGCACAACGGGGAAAAAUGGAAAAUAAGCUAUUCAAAAAUAAGUAAACAGUUCAAUCGCAUAUUGCGGAGAGAUAAGAUAUACGAAGUAUGUAACACGUAUUUGGGAUUUAGUUCAUGGACAAAUGAAAUUGUGGAUGUGAAAUUAAUAGGAACAGAGACGUGUAAAAUCAACAGAGAAAUUAAGUACACAGUAACAUACGAAUCUCUUGUCUGUUAUACUUUUAUGGUGAUGAAUAAGGAUAUCCUCAUUUCAUUUAAAUCUAUAGGAACUGCGCAAUACACUGCAGAUGAUGAAACACAUGCAAAACAUAUUGCUGCAAAGAUGUCUGUUUUGGAAGCAACUAAAUUAGUCUUCAGUAGGAUUGCCUUUAAAAUAAAAGAUGGGCUUGUCAUCAAUAUAGUAAAAGUUGAAUCUGAUAUCGACACGUCAAAUGUAAUACUUGAAAUGGGUGAAAUGGAAGAAGACCAAAAAAUUGAUGACGGUGAAAUAAAUGAUAUUAUUGCAAAGUUAGAUGAUUGA